Penicillium angulare is the source of this 1083-nucleotide messenger RNA. RefSeq lists its product as uncharacterized. The record is from RefSeq and is a predicted model, not a curated record. The coding region runs from base 1 to 1083 and encodes 360 amino acids. The transcript has 2 exons. Lineage: Eukaryota; Fungi; Ascomycota; Eurotiomycetes; Eurotiales; Aspergillaceae.
AUGCGCUUCCGUAUUGCAAAAGCCUCAUCCUUCGAGCCAAAUACAAGCCAUGGUCGUCGGAAAACGCAUUACCACAACCCAAAAUCCAUCAAAUUGGACUCUGCUAGGUAUCAGAUACCACCUUCUCCGAUAGGCUACGAAAUACCACAGGUGUGGAGUCAUCAUGUGUUCCCUUUGGUUCUAGAUAAAUUCGCAGCCGGAAUUGUGGAUACAAGCAUAAACAGCAGCAUGUUCGUUACCAUACCACGUAUCAUAUCUAGCUCACAAGAGGGAUCCCCUGUGUAUGCAGUCUGCGAUGCCAUUGCGCAUGCAUAUCUAGCUACUGUGACUGGAUCACCAACGGAAGUUUUGAGAAGAGAUCGGGCUUAUGGGACCGCACUUAGGGCCGUCAAUGCGGCUCUUACCGAUCCUACUCAAUACAAAAAUGACAGCACAUUGUUAUCGAUCUGGAUGUUUGUAGUGUACGAGCAAGCUAAAGCACUCAUCGCAGGCCGGGAGUCUCCCCAAGAAGUAUUGACUUGGAUCUCCAAACUUCGCCUUUAUAUGAAGCCAUCCGAGUCCAUUUCCAUUCAGGCAUGUCAAUUUGCUUACCACACUACCCGUAUCUGUAGUGAAAUACGAAAGGUGAAAGAUAACCCGAAGAUCACGUUCACAUUUCAUAAAUCUAUAUUGUCACAAAUGCUCGCGAUACAGAAGACUUGGGAUUUUUCAUGCGACCUAAUUCAACCUUCAGAAUCUUUCAUUGGAGUACAUUCAUAUCAAGGAAACUUCCAAAUGCAUCUUUCGGCAAGCGUUCUCAAUCUCCACGAUACUACCUACCAGGAAGACUAUUCGCACCAACACUAUACUCAUUUUGCCCCGAUGAAAGAACACUGCAUUGCCACCUUUCGCAAUGCGGCAACGCGAAUCCUACACAUGCAAGGUACUUUCCGAAAUAUGAAUCAUCUCGAACUCGGAUGGGGAGAUGCGGUUAUGAUAAACGGGUCCUUGAGAACUAUCGCAACCUCUCGUCUUUCAUUACCCUGGCAGGUCUACGCAGCGAGCAAGGCCCGAGCAGCGAUCAAGCAGCGACUUGGUUUUUGA